AUGUCGGAACAGGAAUUGUUAGCCGAGGUCGAGAGAGACCUUAAUAUUGACGACAUUGACUUCUCUGACUUGGAAGAACAAUAUGCCGUGGAAAAGAACUUUGGCUUGGAAAACUAUGUUGUUGUGGAUGGAGCCCCUGUUGCCCCUGAAUCCAAGGCUCCAGUUUUGGAAAAGGUGUUGAGAAAGUUGUUCAGCAAAGUGGCGCAGGUUGUUGAAGGUGACGAUGGCAUUUAUAUGCCUGUUGAAGGCGGCAAGACCAAAGGUUACUUAUUUGUUCAAUUUAAGAAUGGAGAACAAGCAGAAGCAGCCAUUAAGAAUUUCAAUGGUAAGAAAUUGGAUGCUAACCAUAAGUUAUAUUUGAACAAGCUUUCAGAUAUUGGCAAGUACACAACUCAAGUGAAUGAUGAAUUUGUUGAACCCGAAAUUGCUGAUUUCAAGAGUCAUGGAUAUUUGAAGUCUUGGUUACAAGAUGAACAAGGACGUGAUCAAAUGGCCAUGCACUUUUCUGAAACCGUUGGUGUUUUUUGGAACAAGAAGAAGAAUGAACCUGAAGCUGCCAUUGAACCAAGAAAGGGUUUUACUUCCAAGUAUGCCAAGUUCUCUCCUCGUGGUACUUAUUUGUUUUCCAUUCAUCCUCAAGGUAUUCAAUGUUGGGGUGGUGAAGAUUUCCAUAGUAUUCAUAAAUUUGUGCACAACCAAGUUCGUUUAGUUGACUUUUCUCCUAAUGAAAAGUAUAUGGUUACCUUAUCACCUUUACCCAUUGAAAUCCCUGAUUCUCCUGAAGAACUUGCCAGAUGUCCAUUUGGACCUGAAAGUAAAGGUCAUAAGUUGGUUAUCUGGGAUUUGACAACUGGCGAACCUGCUAGAACAUUUGCUUUACCACCUCAUUUGGAGGGUCAAAAGGAAAUGCCAUGGCCUUUGGUUAAAUGGUCUUAUGAUGAUAAAUACUGUGCUCGUCAAGGCCCUGAUGCUUUGGCCAUUUAUGAAACCCCAUCAUUUCAAUUGUUGGACAAGCAAUUGGUUAAGAUUGAAGGAAUUGUUGAUUUCGAUUGGGCUCCAUCUGGAGUUCAUCUUAAUGGAUCUAAAGGAGAAUCUGAAUAUGUGUUAUCUUAUUGGACUCCUGAAUCAAGUAACCAAACUGCUAGAGUUGCAUUGAUGCAUAUUCCAUCUAAAAAAGUGCUUAGAACAGUCAACUUGUUCCAAGUUAGUGAUUGUAAAAUGCACUGGCAAGAUGAAGGAAGAUUUAUGUGUGUUAAGGUUGAUCGUCAUAGUAAAUCUGGUAAGACCUUAUUCACUAAUUUGGAGUUCUUUAAGGUGACUGAAAAGGAUAUCCCCGUAGAAAAGUUGGAAUUGAAAGACGUUGCAAUUAAUUUUGCUUGGGAACCCAAAUCAGAAAGAUUCAUUACUAUUUCUAACUUGGAUAACGGUAACACUAACCCAGCUAUUCCUAGAAAUGCCAUCAACUUUUAUGCUCCCGAAACAACCACCAAGAAUAACAUUGUUACUACCAAAUAUAAGCUGUUUGCUGAAUUCACAGAUAAACAUUCCAACACUAUAUUGUGGGCUCCCAAGGGUAGAUUUGUGGUAGUUGCAACCAUCACCAAGUCCAAUGGUGAGAUUGAAUUCUUUGACUGUAACUACGAAGACGAUAAGACUACUAAAAAGGGUGGUAAAAACGAUACCAAUGUCAAGUUGUUGAGGACAGAAAAGUAUCCUGGUAUGACUAAUAUGUCUUGGGAUCCUUCAGGAAGAUUCCUUGCUGCUUGGUCAUCCAAUUGGAUGCACAGCAUUGAUAACGGAUACAGAUUGUUUGAAUUCACUGGUAAUAUGUUGAGGGAAGAACCUAUCGACCAAUUCAAGGAGUUCAUCUGGAGACCAAGACCUGCUUCACUUUUAUCAUCAGCUGAUAAGAAGACUGUUAGAAAGAACAUUAAAGAAUACAGUGCACAAUUUGAUGAGAAUGAUGCCAUGGAAGCAGAUGCUGCUACCAGAGAAGCCAUCUUGAACCGUAAGAGAAAGUUGGAAGAAUGGAGAGCUUACCGUGCUCAUUUUGCCAACAAGAACACCAAGGAAAACAAUGUCGAGGCUGAAGUCAUUGAAGAGAUCAAAGAAGUCAUUAUCGAAGAAAAGGUUGAAGCCGUUGAGCAAUAG
Molecule: messenger RNA, 2151 nt
Organism: Lizanozyma spartinae
Lineage: Eukaryota; Fungi; Ascomycota; Pichiomycetes; Serinales; Debaryomycetaceae
Gene: PRT1
Product: translation initiation factor eIF3 subunit b
Exons: 1
Coding region: 1-2151 (716 amino acids)
Biological process (GO): translational initiation
Cellular component (GO): eukaryotic translation initiation factor 3 complex
Molecular function (GO): RNA binding; translation initiation factor binding; translation initiation factor activity
Source: RefSeq, a predicted model, not a curated record